Messenger RNA from Portunus trituberculatus (swimming crab), 1121 nucleotides. RefSeq names its product protein NipSnap homolog 3A-like. Lineage: Eukaryota; Metazoa; Arthropoda; Malacostraca; Decapoda; Portunidae. The record is from RefSeq and is a predicted model, not a curated record. The coding region runs from base 297 to 1058 and encodes 253 amino acids. Gene Ontology annotation, cellular component: mitochondrion. The transcript has 6 exons.
GAGAGAGAGAGAGAGAGAGAAAAUACGUACUACUUGUAAAAAAAUACGUGUAAUUAAAUGGAAAUGCUGUUGGGACGGUAGUAAGGAGAAGGGAGAAGGUAUUUGGAAACAAGUGUAGUAAAGAGUGGAGUGACUAGUCAACAAUGUGACCUUGAAUAGUCUCUCUCUCUCUCUCUCUCUCUCUCUCUCUCUCUCUCUCUCUCAUCAGUCUGUAACCUGUUGCUGGGCGAAGCUGGCACGGCGGCCACCUAAACUGUAUGAUUUCUUGCCAUUGUACGUAAUUCUUCCUCUCCAAAAUGAGUGCGAUUGUGAACGUUAGGCACACCAUGAUCAGGAGCUACGGCAGGCAAAAUAUGUUCCGCAGAAGGUUCACGAUAGGAGCCGCAGAUCAGCAGCGCCAAGGGGAUGGAAGUGAGACAAGACCGCCUGUGUACGAGCUGAGGACAUACACUGUCUAUCCUGAUAAGAUGCGAGAAUUUUUAGACCUCACUGCCAAAGAGUUCCAUCUCCGCACUGCGCAUUCUAAACUCUUCGGCUAUUGGACUUCAGAGAUCGGCGGCCUGAAUCAAGUAGUGCACAUCUGGGAAUACGGCAGUUUGAGCGAGCGAGCAGGUGUAAGGGCAAGACUGGCGGCUGAUUCUGAAUGGAUAAAACGCUACUUCUCUCAUAUUUUGACCAUGAUUCCGUGCCAGGACAAUGUUCUCUUGACGAUGAUUCCUGGACGCAAAAUAAGUCUUCCAUCAAAUAAUGGUGUUUACGAGCUUCAAACAAUGCAGCUGCAUGGGACACCAGCGGUGUGGUCCAAGGCAUUGCUAGCGUAUGUCCAGGCGUGUGAAGCAGUACGACAAGCAGAGGGGUCGAUGGUAGUGGGUGCUUGGAGCUCUGUGCUGGGGUCCAGGGGAAUGGCAGCGGUCCUGUGGCAACAUCCAACUCCUGAUGGCUGUCUUUCACUCGCUGAAGUUUCUGCCACUUUGCCCGAAGGCGAAACAUUGGCACCCUUGGUAGCCUCAGGUCAUAGCAAGCUGCUCCUGCCAAGUGUUGUCUCUCCCCUGCAGUGAGCCGACUUCACCAUGCCCUAAUUUUUUUUUAUCGAUAUAUAUAUAUAUAUAUAUAUAUAUAUA